AUGACCGUCAACCCUAUCGAGGCCGACUCCAAGCUCGGCUUCACCACGACCGUCGUCUCCUCCGGCUCGGGAGACAAGAACGAGGGCAGCAACGUCAACAGCCAAGCCAUCAACCAUGGCGACAACGUCAACAAUGACGCCGCAGUCACUGAUGCCACCGUCUCUCAAGGUAUCCACAUCCUCGAGGCCGAGUCCGUCCACUGGUGGUCCUACUUAGCUACGGCCGACUUCUGGGCCGUCAUCGCCGUUGGCCAGGUCCUGUCGCUGUGCAUCACUGGCACAAACACCUUUACCUCGUUCCUUGCCAAUGCCGGCACCAACAUCCCCGCCUUCCAGACCGUCUUCAACUACAUUCUGCUCUUCCUCGUCUACACCACAAUCACCCUGUGGCGCGAUGGCCCCCGUGUCUGGUGGGAUAUCAUGGUCAAGGAUGGCUGGCGCUACUUCAUCAUGUCCUUCCUCGACGUCGAGGGCAACUACUUUACCGUCCUGGCCUACCGCUACACCAACCUGCUGUCCGCUCAGCUGCUCAACUUUUGGUCCAUCGUCUGCGUUGUCAUCAUCUCCUUCCUCCUGCUGCGUGUGCGCUACAAGCUGUUCCAAGUCAUCGGUAUCCUCAUCUGCUGCGGUGGCAUGGGUAUCCUGCUCGCCUCGGAUCACAUCACUGGCUCCAACGGCGGCCCUGGAGUCGACAUGGUUAAGGGCGAUCUCUUUGGCCUUCUUGGUGCUACUCUCUACGGUGUUUCCAACGUUUUCGAGGAGUGGCUCGUGUCCAAGCGCCCCAUGCACCACGUCUUGGCUUUUAUGGGCUUCUUUGGCAUGUUCAUCAACGGCGUUCAGGCUGCCAUCUUCGACCGCACGUCCUUCCGCGAUGCUCACUGGGACAACUCCGUCGGCGGCUGGCUCGCCGGCUACACCCUCUGCCUGUUCAUCUUCUACACCCUGGCUCCCCUCAUCCUGCGUAUGGGAAGUGCCGCCUUUUUCGACAUCUCGCUGCUGACGGCCAACUUCUGGGGUGUCAUCAUCGGCAUCCACGUCUUUGGCUACGUCAUCCACUACCUGUACCCCAUCGCCUUUGUCUGCAUCAUCAUCGGUCUCGUCAUCUACUUCCUAUCCGGCAGCGUCCUCGGCGACUCCAAGAAGCCCUGGCUGGGUGCUAACCAGGAGGACGGCGUGGCUGGCUUUGGCACUGCCAAGUUGCGUGCCAUUAAUGCGGCCAGGAAGGCCCAGCUGGAUACUGAGACUGCUCCUACUGUUCAGUAA
Molecule: messenger RNA, 1263 nt
Organism: Trichoderma breve
Lineage: Eukaryota; Fungi; Ascomycota; Sordariomycetes; Hypocreales; Hypocreaceae
Product: solute carrier family 35 domain-containing protein
Exons: 1
Coding region: 1-1263 (420 amino acids)
Biological process (GO): transmembrane transport
Cellular component (GO): membrane
Molecular function (GO): transmembrane transporter activity
Source: RefSeq, a predicted model, not a curated record